ACUGGCGAUAAAAAUACAAUUGAGACGUUGCUUUCCAAUACUUGGAAUUCUACAUCAACCCAUAAUUCACAUUUAAUGCACCGACAAUCAAAAGAAGUGAUUAACAACAUUACCGAAUUGGAUUUAAACGCCGCUAGUACGAGUGCACAGAUUCAUAUUUUGCCUGUGAUUGAUGUUACCACGAGUGAUGAAAAUCAAGAGGAACGUACCAGUUACAAAAGAACGAGAUCGUCAAAUUCUUCAAUCGACAAAAGCCAGUCCCAGGAAGUAACUUUUGUCAACAUUACCCAAGAUGACGAAAAUCAAGAUGGAUGUAGCACUAACAUAAGAGAAAGAGCAUCUGAUUUGGAGUUUACAGAAGCUGAGCAAAGUAAAUUGUGGUUGGUACAUAACCGUGAAGGCAGUGAAGUUCUUCAUCAUUGGAACAAUUCAUACUCUUUACGGAAAUGCGAUGUUGAGGAUAGAAAAUAUAUUACCGCGAAAGACAUAUUCAAUAUCCGGCCAAUUUUGAAAGAAGCGAAGGGCUUCGAAUUGAUCGAACGAGAUUUUGUUAUAAAAUUUUCUGGCAGACAAAAUAAUUUUAUAUUUGGAUGGCAACAAUUUUUCUCCUGCUUAUUCAAAUUGUACGAAAAGAAGCUAACUGAAAAUGACUUGACUUAUAAGGAACUUCUUGAAAAAAAUGCGAAGUUACAGCCAGAUAAUGACGAUAAGCUACAUCCAGAUUCAAUAACGGCUAUUCAAUUUCAUCUCCAGGCAUCUUUGAUGGCCCCAAGAGCUAACAAAAUUCGUUUGUCGAAGGGGGGAAAUUCCGCUGGAAAGGUACGGUUCUGGAAACCAACAGUGGCAGCAUUUUCGUCCAAGCAAAGAUCCCUGGCGAUAUUCAGAGAAUAGUUGAUUUUAAACGAAAGCGUAUGUUAGACAUGGGUCUGCAUCUUCAGCCAUUCAUAAUUUUAAUAGGUAAAGACUUCACCAAUAUACAAAAAGCCUAUGUGAGAAUCGAAUCGGUAUCGUAUGAGUUGCCGUCGCUUCUAAAAGCACUUGAUUUACUUUUUAAAAUUUACUUAGUUUUCAAUCUUCAAUACCCAUUAGAGUGCGAGAACUUUUGUUAUUUGAUUCAAUGGGGCC
This is a messenger RNA of Rhagoletis zephyria (snowberry fruit fly), 1125 nucleotides long. RefSeq lists its product as uncharacterized. The record is from RefSeq and is a predicted model, not a curated record. Lineage: Eukaryota; Metazoa; Arthropoda; Insecta; Diptera; Tephritidae.